AUGACGAAUGCUAUCAAAGCAGUUGAAGAAGAGGGGUUGACAGUUAGACUUGCAGCGGAGCUAUAUGGCAUUCCCAAAUCAACACUUUAUGACAGGAUCAGGGGAAAUGUUCAACAUGGAACUAAACCUGGCCCAGUGCCGUAUCUUACAAAAGAAGAAGAGGUUAUUUUGGCUAAGUUUUUAAUCAAAUGUUCUCAGAUUGGAUUUCCCCGCACAGUUUCAGAAGUUCUUGCACUAGUAAGACAAACAAUUCAGUCAAAGGGUUUAAGUGACAUCUCAAUUUCUUAUGGAUGGUGGCAGAAAUUUUGUAGCAGGCACAGUGAAUUAUCACUUCGUACUGCUGUGCCUUUAAGUCUUUCGAGAGCCAUGGCCACUGAUAAUAGUGUCAUACAAAAGUAUUUUGAUAUACUUGAAGAUACACUUAAAGAAAAUUCUCUAUUCAACAAUCCAACUCGCAUAUUCAACUGUGAUGAAACAGGACUCCCAUUGAAUCCUAAAUCUUUGAAAGUUGUAAGUGGUCGUGGAGCUAAGAAUGUCAGUCAAAUCACUGGAGAAGGGAAGUCUCAAAUCACAGUUCUGGCAUGCACUUGUGCAGCUGGAGUACCGUUGCCUCCAUUUGUAAUAUUUGAUCGUAAGACCUUUAAUGAUCAGCUAAUGGUAGGAGAAAUACCAGGUACACUUUACGGCUCAUCUCCAAAUGGAUGGAUCAGUAGAGAGCUGUUUUUGUACUGGUUUCGUAAGCUGUUUUUAACAAGUGUUCCUAGGGUACGUCCUCUCCUUCUCCUGAUGGAUGGUCAUUCUACUCAUUAUGGUCCUGACCUUAUCAAGAUAGCAGCUGAAGAGCAAAUUUUAAUAUUUGUAUUGCCACCCAAUACCACUCAUUUAACACAGCCACUUGACAAAGGGUGUUUUGGGCCAUUAAAAACUGCUUGGAAGGCUGUGUAUUUUACUAUGAGUGAGCACAGGCAAUUCUCUAAGAGGUUUGAAAAUGGGUAUGACAUUCCGGAUGAGAGGUAUGAGUUAUGGGUUCAGUUAUAUCGUCCUAAUAUGACAUCUCAAGAUUCAAAUGCUGAAGAUGAAGACCAAGAUUCCUUGAGUAAUGACACUGAUGAAGGAGAAGAGCUUUCAAUGAGUGCUGCAAACAGCAUAGAGACACAGACACAUACUGUCACAGCUAAUAACAGAGCAAAAAGAGUUGCACCUAUCAAGGGAACCGCUGCUACUAAAGGUAUUCGUAUCAUUAUUAAUUAUUCUGAUUUAUUUUUAGAGACAGUUGAUGCCUCUGUUACUUCUAAUGCUAAGAAGGCUGUGAGGUCUAAAGAGACAGCAAUCGCUGUACCUACUACUACGAGUGUUAGAUAUAAAGAGAGAGUUUUACCUAUUGAAGAAAGUGUUAGAGCUAAAGAGACAGUUGAACCCACUACAGAUAUUAGUACUGCAGCCAAAGAGAGCAAUAGAGCUAAAGAAACAGAGAGAGUUAUACGUACUGCUAAGGGGAGUAAGGGAAGUGUUAGAACUAAAGAAACAACUGUAAGUCCUGCUAAUGCAACUACUGCUAAGAAAAAAUCAGCUGAUUAUCCUACUGCAAAGAAGAGUGUUCAAAGUGCACAUAGAGUUGAUACAAGAAGGAGUGUCAGAACUAAACGUAAAAUGGAAAGAGUUGGACAAUGUACAGUGAAUAAUGGUAUUGCUAAAG
Molecule: messenger RNA, 1696 nt
Organism: Amphimedon queenslandica
Lineage: Eukaryota; Metazoa; Porifera; Demospongiae; Haplosclerida; Niphatidae
Product: jerky protein homolog-like
Exons: 14
Cellular component (GO): nucleus
Molecular function (GO): DNA binding
Source: RefSeq, a predicted model, not a curated record